CUUGAACUUCUAGCAAACCCAUCUCCAUCAUCAACGCAAUGUCUAAAGUUCAGUACUGCUCCCUUGGAAAGUCCGGUCUCAAAGUCUCUGUCCCAAUUCUUGGUGCGAUGAGCUUCGGUACUUCAAAAUGGGCUCCCUGGGUCCUUGACGAGGAGCCCUCUAUCGAAAUAAUGAAGGCUGCUUGGGACCUUGGUAUCAAUACCAUCGACACCGCCAACAUUUACUCAAACGGCGAGUCAGAGCGUGUCAUCGCCAAGUUCAUCAAAAAGUACAACAUUCCUCGCCCCCAGAUCAUAAUCGCAACCAAGUGCAAUGGCCUUGUCAUCGAUGAUCCUUCAAUACAGGGGUUCGCCAGACCCGGUCUCGAUAAGCUGCCCGAAUACGUUAACCAGUCUGGCCUGUCUCGCGCUGCAAUCUUUAACGCUGUCGAUGCGUCCCUCGCUCGUCUCGAUACCCCAUACAUCGAUCUCUUGCAGAUCCACCGCUUUGACCCUUCAGUCACCCCUCAGGAAACCAUGAAAGCGCUCCACGACCUCGUGCAGAGCGGUAAAGUUCGAUACAUUGGUGCUAGUUCCAUGCGCUGCUGGCAGUUUGCCAUGUUGAACGACGUGGCCGCUCGUAAUGGCUGGACCACGUUUGUCAGCAUGCAGGAUGAGUACUCGCUGCUCUACCGCGAGGAGGAACGCGAAAUGCUCGCGUAUUGCAAAUUCAAUGGAAUCGGUGUCAUACCCUGGGCUCCUCUAUCUGCUGGUCUCCUCGCACGUCCCAUUGGCACAGAGACGACGCGUCUGAAUUCUCUCAAGGGAACCGCUUGGGAGAAAAAAGUGUCCAGUGCAGAUGCGACUAUCAUUAACCGUGUCGAAGAGCUUUCAAAAAAGAAAAAUUACAAGAUGAGCCAGAUUGCGCUGGCCUGGGUUGCAUCAAAGGUGUCGAGCCCUAUCGUGGGUAUCAGCUCUGUACAGAGGCUGCAGGAGAGUAACAUCGAAGGAAUUGAGCUUACCCCGGAGGAGAUAAAGUACCUGGAGGAGCCGUAUGAGCCCAAGGCCACUCGUGGCCACACUUAGGUGAUCACAGCCUACAAUGCCCAAGGAGAGAUACCUGUAGCACUUUAUAUUAGUACCACCAUCGACUUAAACGCAAUGCAUUGAGUGGAGAAUGAUGAUCAUAUCGGUUUCAGAAGCACUGGAGUUCUAUGCUGACGAAUUUGGAGGGUAUGGGCACAGCGUAAGACAAUUGUACCCUUGAGUAUACCGUGACCUUCGUUGAUUCGUUCGAACACUUUACAAGAACAAAUUAAUUAGCGAAUGUAGGACGUGAGUGGAUGUCGAGUAGAAAGUUGAAACUGCUAGUGUGAUAAAGUUACAUCACGUGAAC
Molecule: messenger RNA, 1374 nt
Organism: Suillus plorans
Lineage: Eukaryota; Fungi; Basidiomycota; Agaricomycetes; Boletales; Suillaceae
Product: NADP-dependent oxidoreductase domain-containing protein
Exons: 6
Coding region: 39-1064 (341 amino acids)
Source: RefSeq, a predicted model, not a curated record